Striga asiatica is the source of this 357-nucleotide messenger RNA. NCBI's taxonomy places the organism in Eukaryota, Viridiplantae, Streptophyta, Magnoliopsida, Lamiales, Orobanchaceae. The record is from the annotation of a GenBank genome assembly.
AUGACUGGCAAGAAAAUUGAAGCUCCUGAACAGAAUAAAGCACAGAAAACUGUUGGAGUCCACAAGGCACAAGUCGAUCUUGACUUCCGAGGGCUUGUGGCUGGAAAAACUCGUGUCUUGGAACAUGGCCACUGUCGCAUACGAAGCAGGCGCGCCUAUCUUGGCCGAGGGCUGCAGCCGGAGUGUGCUGCCUGUCGUGAAUGGCCCGGUGCUCUUGGUACUCGCCGGAAUUUGGUGCAUCUCGGGUGCCCUCGAAUCUCCUUGCCUGAAAUCGAGGUUUCUAGUGCUCGUGGAUCGCCGACUCGCACGAUUUUCUCGUUGCCGGAAAAUUGGUGGCCUCCUUGCCGAGGAAGAUGA